CGCAUACCGGCCUGGCAGCCGGAAGUCUGGCUGACAUCUCCAGGGAGGGAGUGUUGGAGGCGAGGCGCAGUUCCCACCUCUGGAGUGAGCUGGCGACCUCAUUCAUCCUCCCACUCCUUCCGGGGAUGCUGAGCCCCCGCGGGAAACGCAGAAAGAGGCCAUUGCCACUUUAAAUAACUCAGGAAGUGAAAGGCGGCCGCCUGACAGGCAAAGGGAAAGUGGAACCGGGGCGAUACGGGCCGGCAGCGGCGCGGUCUCUCCGCGAGGAGCGGAGACAGAGCUUGCAGCGCGGCGCUGGGGCCGACAGGGGCGCGGGGCCGCCACGCCGGAAGUGCCCGCGCCGCCAGAGGAAGCGCCGCGGGCACCGAGCGGCAGAGCGGUGGAAGGCCCUUUCCCUCCAGGCCGGGAGGGGGCUGCCGGGAGCGGGCGGCAGCGGCUCCGGGCUCCAGGCCUGCUCUCGAACACGGCGCGGCCCACGAGGGUGCCGACUCCCCGGGACGGAACCCGGGUCGGGAGGAGGACUUAAGGGGGCCGCGCGAAGGCAAAGCGGCCAGCUCGGAAGACUGAGGCCUUGGCCGCUUCCCAGCGCUUCACAUGGCCUCCGGAGUGGGCGAGGCCUUCGAGGAGCUGCCGCACGACGGCACGUGUGACGAGUGCGAACCCGACGAGGCUCCGGGAGCCGAGGAAGUGUGCCGAGAAUGCGGCUUCUGCUACUGCCGCGGCCACGCAGAGGCGCACUGGCAGAAAUUCCCCAGUCACCACUUGGCCGGCUACGUCCAUGGCGCAGCCCCGCCCUGGACCUCGGGGGCCCAGGGGAACGGGGAGGGUCCGGAAGACGUGGAGGCCAAGGCGGAGGAGGAGAGGGAUAUAGAAAGCGAGUUGAGGGAAGACAGCGAGUCCGAGGAAGACAGUGAGUCGGAAGAAGAGAGUGAGACUGAGGAAGAGAGUGAGGAUGACAGCGAUGAAGAGAGUGAAGAAGACAGUGAGGAAGAAAUGGAGAAUGAGCAAGAGAGUGAAGCAGACGAAGACAACCAGGAAGGAGAAUCUGAGGCUGAGGUAGAAACUGAGGCAGAAAGCGAAUUUGACCCAGAAAUAGAAAUGGAAGCAGAGAGAGUGGCCAAGAGGAAGUGUCUGGACCAUGGGCUGGAUUUGAGCACGUAUUGCCAGGAAGAUAAGCAGCUCAUCUGUGUCCUGUGCCCAGUCACUGGGGCUCACCAGGGCCACCAACUCUCUACCCUAGAUGAAGCCUUUGAGGAACUAAGAAGCAAAGACUCAGGUGGACUGAAGGCAGCUAUGAUAGAGUUGGUGGAAAGGUUAAAGUUCAAGAGCUCAGACCCUAAAGUAACCCGGGACCAGAUGAAGGAAUUUAUACAGCAGGAAUUUAAGAAAGUUCAGAAAGUGAUUGCUGUUGAGGAACAGAAGGCCCUUCAUCUAGUGGACAUCCAGGAAGCAAUGGCCACGGCUCAUGUGACUGAGAUACUGGCAGAUAUCCAAUCCCACAUGGAUAGGUUGAUGACUCAGAUGGCCCAAGCCAAGGAACAACUUGAUACCUCUAAUGAAUCAGCUGAGCCAAAGGCAGAGGAUGUCGAGGAAGGACCUAGUGGUGCCAGUGAAGAAGAGGACACAUGAAGGCUUACCACCCACUGGAAAAUCAUCUUCCCCUUGUGUGUAUGUGACUGUGUAUGUAAUGGCUUCUGAUUUCUGUGAAAGCCACCCAGCAACAAACGUGCUUCUACCAGAUACGUCCCCAAAUCCACUGCAGGCACAUACCUUUCCAAAGGAUGACCAGUUUUAUUGUUUCCUGACUAUGUGCUUCUCAUUCUCCUGUCAUGGUAUUUCAAGGAAAGUGCCCCUUUCAUCAGCCAGGAGGAAUUAAGAGGGGUCCUUCAGGUGCUCCCUCUGUGGCUGCUUUGAACUUAGGAAAGCCAGCCCCUAAACAUUACCACUUCAUUAGGAAGGAUCUGGAAUAAUCUUGAAGAGCAGUCACAGUUUUUUUCCCUACCUGCUAAGAAAACCCCACUUUAUACAUAUUGAAGCAUGAAGUAAAUGAAGGCAAAGUAGGGCCGAAUCAACCCAUGUAGAUAGUCUUUAAAAGUCCAAUUAUACAUUUGUGAAAAUGUGGUUUUGUGAAGUAAGAUGAAUGGUUUGAAAAUGGGGUUGGAGAGAGAGUUAAAAGAAAUAUAUAGAGAUAUUUUUAGUACAUGAGGUUAUCCAGGCCUUCCGAUUCAUAAUUCAGUGCUGUGGAAAUGAAAAAAGUGAUUGAAGAGGUAAAAAGGAAAUGACUUUAAAAAAAAAAAAAAAAAAGGACCAAAGAGAUCUGAUUAAAAGUUGAAAUCAGUAUUUUUGAACUCAAAUUGUCUGCGUUUCCAAAAUAGUCACUAAAGAAUCUGAUGGAACUUGAAUUAUGUGGGUGAAUUCUGCAGGUUUUGUGGGUCUUGUCACAACAUGAAAGGCUGGAAUGUAUAUUUCCAAAUGGGAAUUUUCAGUGUCGGCUUUUGCUACCCCCUGCCUCCAGUUAGCCUGAUUUGGUUUAAAUGCAGUGUUGGGAGAACUCUUGUCAUGCUGUGGUAGGAGGAACCAAGCUCCGUCUCCUAGUAGGUAUACCCUCCUACUCCUGCUGGGACCCCUCUUCCCAUGGCACUCCCCACCCACAGACCUUCAGAUCAUCUCCCACACCCUGCUUCUCUCCUUGCAAGUAGAGAGACAUGCCAUGGUUGGACUUCUGGCUUCUCCAUUCCCAAAUCAAAUUUUCUUACAGCCAGGUUUUUUACUCCCAAGUAAGCAGUGAUGUACCAGGGGAAUACAAAAACUUGAAGCUAAAAAACCUGCAUCUUCCCAAUGAUUGUGCAUUGAGUCCCCUAUACAGAAUUUUAUUGUUGUUAACAACCAUUUGAUCAAUAAAUAUGAGAGAUGCCCUCUCAAAAAAAAAAAAAGUCUUUGCCAUAGGACCUUACUCUCAUGGUUACAUUCUGGACCUCACCAUCCAUCCAACAAGCGUGCUUUCAGGACCUGCUGUGUGCCAAGCACUUCUGAGAACACAGCAAUGAUCCAGAUGGAACUCCCUGCUCUCAUGGAACUUUCUUUCAUGAAGGGCUACUCAAACCACAACGUUCUCACGUAUACCUGCUUGUUGUCCUCUGAUAUCUCUGCAUAGUUAAUAAAGUCUUCAUUUUCUCCCCAAAAAAAACCCCUGCAUCUUCUUAAACAUCAGUUUUAACAAGUGGUUUGGAAGCUGGGGAUAACUUUAUAUUUUAGAUAAAACAAUUAUACUAUGAAAUAGAAUGUUCAUAUACAUAAAUAGUUAAGAUAAAACUUCACAGAGAAUUCUUACUUGCAAGUGGGGUAUGUGUUCCCUCUCCGCUGCCUUUAGUGGUAUUGUGUUCACUUUUGCGAAGUACAAUUGAAACUAUAAUAUCCAGGCAACCUUGGGAUGCCGCUCACUCAGGGCCUAGGCUUCUAGUGUCUCUGAGGCAGAACGCAAGGAGCCCGCACUGGGAGAAAGCCCUCUCCUCCUGCCUGCCUGUGUACCUACCACAAAAUGUUUGGGCCAGUUGAUUUGUGUGUAUGCAGGAUGGUUUUGAGGCAGAAACAAUACUUACUAUAGGAAUCUGUUUAUAUCAUUGUUCAAUCCUGUGCAUGCUAUGAAGUUAUUAUUUCUUUGAAGCCAGGACAUACAUACUUCUGGCUUAGGAUUACCAUAGCUCACUAAAUACAUCAGGAUGUUGGAGCUAAGAGUAGUUUGGGCUGCUAAAAAUAUGUAUUUUUUUUCUUUCAAACUGGUGGCCAACAAAUGGCUAAGACAAUUUCAAUGCUUAACCUAUCUGCCCAUAAAGAUGGAGGAAUUUGGCAUACCACUAAAUAUAACCCCAAACUAUAUCCAACAAGACUACUUUUAAAUAAGGACCAAUGGCCACUCUUUACAAGAGUUUAAAAAUUAGAAGAUUAAGAAGACUUUAGGAUUUGAAAGUUUGUAUUGUCUUCCCCCAGUAAUUAUUGUUUCAUCUCCAAACAGUAGUCUUUUCUUAGCAAUGGACAGAUUCACUGGCUCCUCCAUACCUGAUCCUGUGUUAUUACUUUAUAUCAGUAUUUGGGAAACCCAAGCAUUUAUGCAGUGGAUCUGAACAGAAAUAUGGAAAUUCCUGCCAGUCUCUCAAUACACUACCAUAACUCUGUAAUCCUCAAGGGAAGCUCUUUUGCUUUUACUUAGGAUUUCAGAUUUGCCGUAUGGACUCCUGCUAUAUUCAGCACCUGAUAAAAUUUUAACCAGGGAAGCAUUAAACACAACGCAGCAGAUUCUGCCUGGGCCCUGAAUUCCUGCCAGCAGCAUUUAUCAAUGUAAGAACUAGGAUGCUUGCUGCAGUGGCACCGGCUUCCUCCAAAGCUGGAGCUGCUUGGCCUUAAGCCCCAGCAUGUCGAGGCUUCCCUCCUCCCAGGUCAGCACAAGCUAGUGUGUUCAGAAUUGUGUCCUGACUGGCUGCAGAGUAUGUAGAAAUCCCAAGGAAGAAGUCAUUAAGGAGGCAGGUAAUGGAUGUCUACAGAAUGAAUUGGGUUCUCAUAGCAAUACCUCUCAAGUGUUGGCUAUCUGGAAAUUGAGAGGGGUUUUUACUUUGGUUUGAUGUCAUUAAAUCCAAGGCAAUUGCAAGAAGUGCUUGGAGUUUCAGCCCUGACAUCCCAGGAGGGGAAAUGACCUAUAUUGAGGACCAACUAUGAGCCACUCCCUGUACUAGGCCCUCAUUUCUCAGAUGAUAAAACAUAUUUGGAAUAGAAGAGUCACUUGCCUACAGUUAAACAGUUCGGAAAUACUGGAGCCAGAUUUUGAACCCAGCUGUCCCUAACUUUAUAGCCCAUGGUACACCUAAAAUACCGAGGGAGAAGGAGAAAGACAUUUUCAGGUUCCUCUACUGCAGGCAGGUUAUCCCACUUUAUGAAUUCUUUUUCAAAAUUACAUUUUGUGGCUGUAGUUCGGGCUAAGAAAUGGUGUCAAGUUAGUCUUAUUCUUCAGACUUAAUGCAGAUGCAUUAAGUACACAUUGCUGACUUGAGCCUGCCCCCAGGAUUUGAGGGAGUCUUUCCUUUUUGGUGCCAUCCCCCGCAAAGUGUUUCUAGGCCUUUAAGAAUAUUGAACUUCUCAGAAAUAGUAAAAGUGAAGAGUGUUCUGCUCUCUAACUUUGUUUGAAAAUGCUGCUGCACUGCUGCAGAAAAGGAAAUCUUCAUGUUUGUGUAAAUCCAGGUGCUUUGAGGCUGUGGUAAUACAGAGUCCAGUGAGUCUAGACUUUCCUGCUGAUACCUGAUACACACACACACACACACAAACAAACAAACAAUUUAAGAACUAAGGGAAACUCAAAGCAACCCCCUCGUUAUCUUUCAUCCCACUGCAAAAACUGCAAAGGUUCCUGCCAGCCAUGAUUACAAGUGUCAGCAGAUAAUUGGAGCUUAGUGAUUGCUUGCAAGAUGUUUAUAAGAAGGGCAGCUCCUUAGCAAAGGUUGUCGGCUCCUAAAGCAUUGAGCCAAGGUGACAACCCUGAAAGAAACAGCACUCCAGCGCUACUCCACGAUGUCUAAUGAUAGGGAAAACUGGGAUACCCAGCCAUCUUGGUGACCUGAAAGUCUGACCCCUCGAGGCAGGCACGAGGGUACAGCUGUGAAAUUCACAGCUUGUAGCAGUGGCAGGGUGGGCCUAGGAAGUCCUCUUGUCAACCUCACAAAUAUUCUUUUGCCAAUACCUGAAAGUUCACAUUCACAUAAUAGCUGUUUGAUUUUGAUACAUACUAUUUCAUAAGAAAAUCAGUUGCAUGUGUACUGUGUGCCUAGUACAUCUGAAAUUUUCUGUUUAAAAUUCAAAUCUCAUUAUGAACAGAUGGAGUCCAGCCUGAAGAAAAAAAGAAGGCCCAUAGGGAAGACCUCAGGUCUCAUUAAUAUUGCUUUUACCCAGCAGUGUUUCUGAAGCCCCCCACCCAACCAAUUCCAAGAGCCAUAGGCCCAGGCAGCUGCUGUCCCAUGGGGGCCUCCUGGUAAAACAGUGGCAUUUGGAGCAGAGGACACACCAGAGGCAGAACAAGUGCCAGAGUAGGAAAAUGAAAAUAAAUGGAGACACUUAUGGGUAUACUGGUGCAAAAAAUGCUGCAGAGCCCGUCUGGGCUUGAUAUAACCUUGAGGGGACAGUGGAUUUGUACUUAACUAGAGUUCAACCUGACCAUUCUUUCUAUAGUGACAGACCACAGUGCAUGGAUGGGGAGAACCAGUGAAUCCAUUGUCCUCUUGCCUAUUUUCCUGUGCACAGAUACAUUCCCUCCUUAGUCAUCUUCCCCCUUCACCCUGUACGUUAAACAAGGGAGCCCUCAAUCUUUCAAGGGAAUUAUACAUUUGGAGUUAAUGCUUCAGUAUAUCAUUUUCAAACUGUAAAUUAUUUUGUAAGAGAGAUUUAUUGCUAUCCCAGGAUGUUUGGACUCAGUGCCCCUGUGCAUUUGGAAAUCAAUAAACUAAUACUGGAAGUA
Molecule: messenger RNA, 6496 nt
Organism: Manis pentadactyla (Chinese pangolin)
Lineage: Eukaryota; Metazoa; Chordata; Mammalia; Pholidota; Manidae
Gene: TRIM44
Product: tripartite motif containing 44
Exons: 5
Coding region: 595-1629 (344 amino acids)
Molecular function (GO): zinc ion binding
Source: RefSeq, a predicted model, not a curated record